This is a messenger RNA of Glycine soja, 1175 nucleotides long. Its product is annotated as probable WRKY transcription factor 13. Bases 235 to 939 code for a protein of 234 amino acids. The record is from RefSeq and is a predicted model, not a curated record. The transcript is spliced from 3 exons. Lineage: Eukaryota; Viridiplantae; Streptophyta; Magnoliopsida; Fabales; Fabaceae. Gene Ontology annotation, molecular function: DNA-binding transcription factor activity; sequence-specific DNA binding. Gene Ontology annotation, biological process: regulation of DNA-templated transcription.
GCCAAAAAGAAAAGGGAAAGUUGGUUGAACUACGUCGUUAUAAGACAUACUUCCAGAUCAUGGUGUAACCUCGUCGCCAAAGUUCGAGAGAAACCCUCUUUCGUUUCGGUAAAGGGAACUAACCACUUUUGUCUUGUUAUUGUUACAAUGAUCUUCUCUUAGUUUAAGUAAGGGAGAUAGAUAGCUAGAGAGUGUGUUGGAUCGAUCUCAAAGGGUAGAGAAGAUAAUCAAGAAAUGAUGUCAACAACAUCCCAAACUAAUGUUAACCAUAGCUUGUUUGAAGAGCAAGAUCAGAUCCCUACGCAGAUGGGGUUGUUCAAUAUUCCUUUCCCACCAAACCAAACAUACCCUCCUUUGGGUUGCCAAACAGGCACUUUGAAAUCCAUCAGUGCAAUAGCUCCUUCACUUUCAUCUGCUACAAGUUUUUCUGAAACCCUACUUUCAACCGCAGUUCAAAGACCACGAGAAGAUCUCACUUCAAAUUUGCUAGCUGGAGGAGGAGGCCAACUCCUUUCCUUGAGCAGAUCCAGAGUGAAUUCAUGGGCAUGGGAAGAAGUAAGCGAUUGUUUGAUGGGUAAAAGAAUUGGAGGAGAUGAUAAUCAUCAUCUAGGGGUUUCUGCCAUGAAGAUGAAGAAAAUGAAAGCAAGGAGAAAGGUGAGGGAGCCAAGGUUUUGCUUCAAGACUAUGAGCGAUGUAGAUGUGUUGGAUGAUGGCUACAAGUGGAGGAAGUACGGACAGAAAGUGGUAAAGAACACACAACACCCGAGAAGCUACUACCGUUGCACACAAGAUAACUGUCGAGUAAAGAAACGCGUGGAGCGCUUGGCAGAGGAUCCAAGGAUGGUGAUAACCACAUAUGAAGGGAGACACGUGCACUCGCCAUCAAAUGAACUUGAAGACUCGCAAACCCCUUCUGAACUUAGUAAUUUCUUGUGGUAGUUUACACCAACAUAAUGUUUACAUAUAUGUAUAUUUUAAUCGUAGAGAGUAGAGAUCGAUGAAGACCGAAUAAGUAGAGAGGAAUGAGUAAAAAUUGACAGUGUAUCUUGGAAAUGAUGCAUGCAUGCUUUGUUUGGUUCAUUGUCAAUUUUCACUCGUUUCCAUCCAUUCCUCCCAUUUUCACCCUUUCCAAGAGCACAAUAAAUAUACAUAUACAGUUGUGCUUUUUUUUCUUC